AUGAAUGGCGGCCGACGGUACAGCAUGCCACCCAGCGCCUUCCUGCGCGUGGACGUCAACGGUCCGUGGAUUCGCCGUCGCUGCAUCUUCGAGUACGAUGGUACCGACUUUUGCGGCUUUCAGGCGCAGGAUCAGCCCCGAAUAAUGCGAACCGUGCAAGAAGUUAUCGAGGAUGCGAUCAAUCGCACCACAGGUGAGACAGAACUGGCAAGACUGCGCUUUGCCUCCCGCACGGAUACGGGCGUCCAUGCACGGGGUCAGGUGAUCGUGCUUGUUAGUCGCUGUGUCGAAUCGGACCGCGUCUUCCGUGACGCCCUCAACACGCGCCUGCCCCAGGACGUCAUGUGUCGCAGUGUGAUCACGAUGCCACAGACCCAAGCCAAUUUCGAUCCGCACACAGACGCUACGUGCAAACGCUACGAGUACGAACUAGUCGCGGGUGGCCUGCGGCCUGUGGCUUACCGUCGUAAUGUGUGGCACAUUUGCAAGCAGCUGGAUGUGGCCAAGAUGCAGUUGGCUGUGAGUCACUUAACGGCGCCGCCCUCAACAAAAGACUUUUCAUCCUUCACUUCGCAGAAAGAUAGAGAUGGAGGACGAGGCAACAUCUGCACGAUUUCGACCAUUGAGCUUCACACUGAGAAGAAAGACGACAAAGAGGGUGCCCAGUACGAAGAGGACGUGGCUACUAGGAUACGACUGGUCUUUGAGGGCAAUAGGUUCAAGUACAAGAUGGUGCGGAACCUGGUGGGCACGAUAGUAGACGUCGGGUUGGGCAGACUGAAGGCCGAAGAGAUCCCAAAGAUCUUGGCGGCCAAGAAUCGAGCGAAAGCAGGCCAAGGCGCGCCACCACACGGACUUACGCUCGUAUGGGUCAAGUACGACUAA
Molecule: messenger RNA, 885 nt
Organism: Peronospora belbahrii
Lineage: Eukaryota; Oomycota; Peronosporomycetes; Peronosporales; Peronosporaceae
Source: the annotation of a GenBank genome assembly